Molecule: messenger RNA, 2582 nt
Organism: Eriocheir sinensis (Chinese mitten crab)
Lineage: Eukaryota; Metazoa; Arthropoda; Malacostraca; Decapoda; Varunidae
Gene: mad2
Product: mitotic spindle assembly checkpoint protein MAD2A-like
Exons: 5
Coding region: 83-709 (208 amino acids)
Biological process (GO): mitotic spindle assembly checkpoint signaling
Cellular component (GO): cytoplasm; kinetochore; nucleoplasm
Source: RefSeq, a predicted model, not a curated record
AAUAAACUAUCAAACAAUCAAUCAAAAUCCGGGAGCCGUUGCAAAGGCGUAACCCGGGACGAUCAUCUGAGUGGCGGCAAACAUGGCGGGCACGGCUCAGGACGUCACCAACGCUAUCACGCUCAAGGGCUCGGCGCAGCUCGUGUCGGAGUUCUUCUACUUCGGUAUCAACAGCAUCCUCUACCAGCGUGGCAUCUACCCGCCGGACUCCUUCACCUUCAAGCAGCAGUACGGCCUCACCCUCUACACCACCACAGACGCCGGGGUGAAGGAGUACCUCGACAACAUCCUGGGCCAGAUCAAGGAGUGGCUGGAGGCGGGCGAGGUGCAGCGGCUGGUGCUGGUGGUGGCCAACGUGGACACAAAGGAGGUGCUGGAGCGCUGGGACUUCAUGGUGCAGCAGGAGCCGGGCUUCACCACGGAGGACACUAAGGACGGCAAGAUUGGCGGGAAGGAUCUCAAGCUGAUUCAGAAGGAGAUGCGCGAUGUUAUUCGACAGAUCACAGCCUGCGUCACCUUCCUCCCCCUCCUGGACUGUGUGUGCUCCUUUGACCUCCAAGUGUACACCCACAAGGACACCAAAGCCUCCGAGAAGUGGAUGGAAUCCCCGCCGUGCUUCAUUGCCAACUCCCAGGAGGUGCGGCUCAAGUCCUUCUCCACCUCCAUACAGCGAGUGGACACCUGCGUCAGCUACAAGAUGGACGACUGAGGCGGAGAGAGAGCGAGGGAUAAUUUGUGUCCGUCCUUCCUUAAUUCCUUCCUUCGCUCUGGUGUGUUAGCGUGAGGCAUUGUGGAGGUGACGUGUGGCAGCUAGGUAUGGUAAGGACUUUUGUCUGUGUCUGUCUUUUCAUGUGUUACCAAUACCUACUGGUUGCCUGCUGCUCCCUCUAUGUUGUUACACUUUUCUGCUUUUUGUGUGUGUUUGUGUUUCGUACGUUAUCAAUAGCCACUUGUCUGCUGCUCUUGUUUCCACUUUUCCUGUGUGUGUGUCUCUCAUGUGUUGCCAAUAGCCACUUGUUCUUUGGUUCUCUUGUUUUGUCACACUUUUCCUCUUUGUGUGUUUGUCCUUCAUGUUUCGCCAAUAGCCACUUAUUCUCUGCUUCCUCCCUUUCACGACACAUUUCCUUUUCCCUCUAGUGUUCAUCUUUGCUUCAGGUGUGAGGGUAGGAGGGAUGACUGGCCAGGUGUUGUUAAGUAUUAAUGAGAGGUGUGGGGAUGGUAGGAGGCGUGAUGUGAGCCCGUGGUAUUACAAUCGCUCCGUUCUUUUUCCAUCCGUCGUCUUUGUUUUGGUAAUAGAAGCGAUUGCCGACCUGAUAUUGGUGCCGUUUUCCUCGUCUCUUGUCGUGUUUUGUUUUUGUUUUAAUGAGAAGUGUAGUGAAGGUGGAAUGAGUGAUGACAUAGCAGUAUAAACCCCCUCUUCAUCUCUGAUCCUGUUCUUGCUUCAAAUGAAAGGUGUGGGCAGGUGACAGUGGAAUGAAUGAAGUCUUAAGGGCCAGUUCGACAGUCCAACACGGUCAUUGUAAGCGCUCAAACCAGACUAUAUUCUCCACAGUGAUACGUUAUUUCUACCCAAUAUGAUAUACUAUAGAGAUUUCCAGUGUGGUCUCCUGAAGUGUAUUCCUUUUCACAUCAAUGCCAAACACUUUACAAGGGCCAGUUCGACGGUCCAACACGGUCAUUGUAAGCACCCAGACCAGACUAUAUUCUCCAAAAUGAUACGUUAUUUCUACCCAAUACUAUAGAGAUUUCCAGUGUGGUCUCCUGAAGUGUCCUCCUUUUUACAUCAACACCAAACACUUCACAAGGAAUUUUCGCCGAAUUUUGUGCUUGGUUGGACUGUAAAACCGGCCCUAAAACUUUCAUCCUCUCCCCUUUCCUGUGUUACCAGUAGGAAUUGGACACCCCAACCCAAACCUUCCCUUCUCUUAUCUUUCUGUUUAUUUUCACAUGUUAUUAAGGGUCAUUCAGGCUCUUAAUGCACACUAAUUCAGCAAGAAGGAAUCCCUCAACUUGCUGUGUUUUUACAUGUCAUUAAGCGUCAUUCAGGCUCUUAACGCACACUUAUUCAGCAAGAAGGAAUCCCUCAACUUGCUGUGUUUUUACAUGUCAUUAAGCGUCAUUCAGGCUCUUAACGCACACUUAUUCAGCAAGAAGGAAUCCCUCAACUUGCUGUGGUUUUACAUGUUAUUAAGGGUCAUUCAGGCUCUUAACGCACACUUAUUCAGCAAGAAGGAAUCCCUCAACUUGCUGCCCUAAUACUCAUACUAUUGCAGAUUAAUUUUCCCGGCAUGCAAGUCUUGUUUCUGGUGUGUGUGUGUGUGUGUGAGUGUGUGUGUGUAGGGUGGAGAGAAGAGGGCAGGUACCGGUCAUGUCAUUGUCGUCCGUUCGUAGGCGACGUGAUUUUAUUGAGAGCUUCUGCGUGUUGGUUGUCUGAGGAACUGUGCAACUCCUUUGUUCAUCUUGCUGUCCACCUUAAGGGUACGGCCACACUGCAUGAGGUUUGCUGGGAGGGUAGAAGGUAGCGGGAUGCCUAGCGGGUCAGAGGCAAGAACAAACAUGUUAUCUAAUACAAGUGGCUAUAC